Molecule: messenger RNA, 2274 nt
Organism: Owenia fusiformis
Lineage: Eukaryota; Metazoa; Annelida; Polychaeta; Sabellida; Oweniidae
Source: the annotation of a GenBank genome assembly
UAUUAGCUGUUCUAGUUGUGACACUAUUCUCACAUAUGCUUUGUUUUACAAAACUAUUACUUCGGUGUUGACUAAGUUGUCUUGGUAAAGCUUGUUUUUAAUUUACAAAAAAGUUCGCCGAGAGGAAUGGCGCAAAAUUCCCCAUUUCCAGGUAAACCCGAAGCGUGGAAAGAAUUGACUAAGAGGGGAAAACCUGGAGUAAAGAUAGCAUGGAACUUGAAACAAACCGUUCCUCCUGUUGAGGUAGUCUCGUAUAGGAUACUCUACAAAGUGGCGGGGAGCAAAGGAAAAUGGAAAGAGAAAUCCAUUACUGUUGAAGAUGGAGCGGAAAACACCUUAUUUGAGACGGUUAUCACAUUAAAGCCAGGGACCUACGUAUUUGCGAUUGUGGUGGUCUUUGAAGAUGAUGAAAUAAGUGAAAUGAGUGGAGAGAGUGACGAGUUUGCAUUUGAUGGGAAAGAAGAAUCUGAAAACAUCAAAGUAUCACUGAAGUCUACUAUCCUGGGUAAUGCGCGGAAGGUGCAAGAAGGCGACGGAAAUACAUGCCCAUCUGUCUAUCAAAUCGAAUUACAACCUACCUUUAUAAGUCCAGACAAAGGGAUACGUAAAUACGAUAUUGGUAAAAAUCAAUGCACCGACCAGUACUUGAGGGAAAAGGUAAUCUUGAUUGUUGGUGCUACUGGAGCCGGUAAAAGCACAUUGAUUAAUGUUAUGGUAAACUACCUGUAUGGUUUCGACCUUGAUGAUGGGAAACUAUUGAGGCUCAUAGAUGAAAAGGGGGAUGCAAAUCAGGCAGAGAGUCAGACAAAGGCCAUAACAGCGUACACAAUUCACAGUCAGGAUGGACUAAAGGUUGCAAACACCAUAAUCACCAUAAUCGACACACCAGGUUUUGGCGACACCAGCGGCAUACAAAGAGAUGAAGAAAUUGUCAAUCAAAUUCGAGACUUUUUUACCUCCAAGGAUCCGAAGUUACUUGUCGAUCACAUUGAUUUAGUCGGGUUUGUAGCCCAAUCUUCUUUGCCCCGAUUAACACCAACGCAGAGAUAUAUUUUUGACAAGAUCCUGUCGUUAUUCGGCAAGGAUAUCGAGAAUAAAAUAACGAUGCUUCUCACGUUUGCAGAUGGUGGAACCCCAAACGUCCUAAGUGGAAUAAAAGAAUCUGGGUUUAAACAUAAUGAAUAUUUUACGUUUAACAACUCGGCUUUUUUUAUCAAGGAAGCAGACGUGACGAGGAAAACAAUAUUAGACUUUUGGGACAUGGGGGAGAAAAGUUUCAAGCGGUUUUUUGAAGCUCUGGACAGAUGCGAACCGACCAGUCUCGCAUUAACAAAGGAAACUCUUCUCGAAAGACAACAAUUGCAAUCGAACAUGGAUCAAAUGCAUAUUAAUAUCAGAGAAGGUUUGAAUAAGUUAGAGCAACUUGAAGAGGAAUUAAAAGUUGUCGAGAAUCAUGAAGAGGAUAUGAGGAAACACAAAAAUUUCACUUAUGAAACAGAGGUAGAAGAAGUGGAGAAACGUCAUGUUGGCAACCACAUCUGCACAACGUACUGUAUAACAUGCAAUCGCACAUGUCAUAACAACUGUGACUAUAAAGACAAUGAAAAGAAGAAGAAAUGUAAAGUUAUGAAUAGGGAGGGAUAUUGCACAGCUUGUCCUGGAAGAUGUUACUACCAAGUCCAUGAGCACAGGCCGUUUGUGAUGAUCAUUACAAGAAAAAAAGUAACACAUACCAUUGCUGAUCUGCAACAACGGUAUGCACGAGGAAAGAAAGGACAGGCUACUCACAUGGCAUUGAGUAAACAGAUAAAGGCAGAUUUUGAGAUUCAUCAAAAGCAGACAUUGCUGCUGAUCGAUUACAAUAGGCAAACUGUAGAAAGACUGAACGCUAUUGCUCUGAAGCCAAAUCCUACAUCAACAAUUGAUUACAUCGACACCCUUAUAGAUGCUGAAAUGGGGGAUAAAAAACCUGGCUUUCAGAAACGGGUUCAUGAGUUAAGAGAAUUGAGAAAGAAGACAGAAGAGUUAGCCGACCUAAUCAUGAAAGGAGGUGAAGAUCCAUUUUCAUCACACAGAGGUGUAUUGGGGGCACUCGAACAGAAAGAAUCGGAUGUAAAAGCAAGUGGUCGAUUCAGUAGCAUGUUUCAGACGUGUAAGAAGUGGUUAAAUAUAGGGAAGACAAAAGAAGGUAUUUCCAGAAAGUCGAAAAAACCUCAACCUGGGAAAAAGAAAAUGUGAUAGUUUCCCGUCAUCUGCUGCAAAAUCUAAUGAAAU